AGUGUAGUUGUCGAGACUGCCCUCCUUUCAUUUCUGUGCUGCAGCUCCGAGACGAUUACAGGCUAGAUGUUUCUGUGGCCACGCUGAAACAUUGCAACACUACUGCCAAAAGACUGCACUCACCUGCUUUCCUCCCAGCUCCACUGCCAUGUUAAUUUCAUGGUGGCACUUUUACCUGGCAACACAAAGCAUCUACAGACAAGUGCUAGACAUGGCAUCCGUGUUGCACAAGCUCAUCACGCCUCUUUUCAGCGGGCCAGCCGAGCCACCCAGGAAUAAAGUCUCGGUCAUUGGAGUGGGUCAGGUGGGCAUGGCCUGUGCCGUCAGCAUCCUGCUACGGGAACUGACGGAUGAGCUGGCCCUGGUGGAUGUGAUGGAGGACAAACUGAAAGGAGAGAUGAUGGACCUGCAGCAUGGAAGCCUCUUCAUCAAAACUCCCAAAAUAAUCUCAGGCAAAGAUUACUCAGUGACGGCAAACUCGCGCAUCGUGGUAGUGACAGCAGGUGUGCGUCAGCAGGAGGGCGAAAGCAGACUUAACCUAGUGCAGAGAAACGUCAACAUCUUCAGGCACAUUAUCCCUCAGAUCGUCAGAUACAGCCCCAACUGCAUCCUCAUCGUGGUGUCCAACCCAGUGGACAUUUUGACCUAUGUGACCUGGAAGCUGAGCGGCCUGCCCAAGCACCGUGUGAUCGGCAGCGGCACUAACCUGGACUCGGCCCGUUUCCGCUACCUGAUGGCAGAGCGCCUGGGCAUACAUUCCAGCAGCUUCAACGGCUGGAUCCUGGGAGAGCACGGUGACUCCAGCGUCCCAAUUUGGAGUGGUGCGAACGUGGCAGGCGUCAGCCUACAGAAACUGAACCCAGACAUCGGUAAAGACAAAGACAAGGAGGGUUGGAAGGAGACUCACAAGAUGGUGGUUGACAGUGCCUAUGAGGUGAUCAAACUGAAAGGAUACACUAACUGGGCUAUAGGGCUGAGUGUAGCGGACCUGACAGAGAGCCUCAUGAGGAACAUGAGCAGAGUGCACCCGGUCUCCACCAUGGUGAAGGGCAUGUAUGGCAUUAGCGAUGAGGUGUACCUGAGCCUGCCCUGUGUGCUGAACAACAGUGGAGUGGGCAGUGUGGUCAACAUGACCCUGACUCAGGACGAGGUGUCUCAGCUGAAGAAAAGCGCAGGUACAUUGUGGAACAUUCAGAGAGAUCUAAAAAAUCUCUGAAGGUCCAAGUCAUUUAUGUAGUCAGAUUGUACCAGCACCUGUAAUCAUGAAGUAUCUUAGAAGUGCAAGAUCAGGUUUCUCUUCCUUUACGCUUAUAAUGUGCAGUUAAUCUGCACUCUACAAUGACAUGUUAAUGUCUUGUCAGCUGCUAUGUGAUCAACUUGUAGAACUUAUGUUUGUUGUGCACAUGCAUUUUUGACUACAAAAUGGUUGAUGUUGGAAAAUAAAGACUUAAGUGUGUCUAUA
This is a messenger RNA of Electrophorus electricus (electric eel), 1462 nucleotides long. It is a transcript of the gene ldhbb, whose product is annotated as lactate dehydrogenase Bb. Lineage: Eukaryota; Metazoa; Chordata; Actinopteri; Gymnotiformes; Gymnotidae. The record is from RefSeq and is a predicted model, not a curated record. Gene Ontology annotation, molecular function: L-lactate dehydrogenase (NAD+) activity. Gene Ontology annotation, cellular component: cytoplasm. Gene Ontology annotation, biological process: lactate metabolic process; pyruvate metabolic process.